UGCAGUGCGAGCGGCAGCAAUGGCGGAUGUUAUGAAUGUCGGAGUGAAUCUGGAAGCUUUUUCACAAGCGAUUAACGCCAUCCAGGCUCUUCGAUCGAGCGUCACCAGGGUGUUUGAUUCUCUUAAGGAUGGGAUGAAGAAAAAGGAAACCCUUGAGAGGCGGGAAAAAGUCUUUAUGACUGAUUUUCAAGAUAAUUUGCAAUCAGUCAAUCGCGAUUUAAAUGAAUUGGAGCGUCUCAGUACUUUGGUCGGUAGGCCGUCAGAAAGCCACCCCUUACACAACAGCGGGCUGCUCAGUCUAGACCCAGUACAGGACAAAACCCCUCUGUACAGCCAACUGCUCCAGGCAUACAAAUGGUCCAAUAAAUUACAGUACCAUGCUGGUCUGGCCUCCAGUCUUCUAAACCAACAGUCACUCAAACGAUCAGCCAAUCAGAUGGGAACGUCUGCCAAGAGAAGACCCAAAGUCCAGCCCAGCACUCUUGUCCUCCCCACACAAUAUGUGGAUGAUGUCAUAUCCAGAAUCGGACGAAUGUUUCCUGAUAUGUCAAUCGAGCUCUUCCGGCCCAAUGGGACGUCAGCAGUUCUCCUGGUCACAUUGGGAAAAGUUUUGAAAGCCAUUGUCGUAAUGCGGAGUCUUUUCAUUGACCGCACGAUUGUCCGAGGAUUCCACGAGAACUUGUACAUGGAAGACGGAAAGCUGGACAUCUGGUCUAAGUCCAACUAUCAAGUAUUUCAGAAGGUCACUGAUCAUGCAACCACGGCUCUCUUGCAUUACCAGCUCCCGCAGAUGCCUGAUGUUGUGGUUCGUUCUUUCAUGACCUGGUUGAGAAGCUACAUUAAGCUUUUCCAGACUCCGUGUCAACGCUGUGGCAAGUACCUGCAGGACGGUCUUCCUCCAACAUGGAGGGACUUCCGAACUCUGGAGGCCUUCCAUGACACCUGCAGGCAGUGACCCGGACCUCACAGUAUUCCAUAGCUUGCCUUGGAAAACUAGACUGUUCUCUCUCGGGUUCCAUCGUUUCUCACCCACAUUUUCCUCCAGCUGGAUAUUGUACUUUUAUUAAAAAAAAAACUGAAUAAAGAUAUUUUCAUAAUUGUGCUAUCUAGCACAAGAGCAUCAUUCAUCUUUUGUGUUUUAGGUAGGUUUCUCUGUUUAAAAAACAUUUUUUAUCUAAAAAAACAAUUUUCUUUUGUUUUUCAAACCGUCUCAUUAUUUUAAAAACAAUUGUUGACAAUAAGUCUUCCAGGUUGGUUUUGUUUAAUGCUAAUUUUAGCACAAACAUCUUUUUAUUUUAAAUGUGCAUGUAAAAUGUUCAGAAUCCACUGCACAAAAAUGCAAAACGUGCGUGCGAUUCAUUAAAAAUACAUUGCAAUCCAAAGUACACAGCUGCUGGAGCGUUCUUAAAUGUGUAUGACCUCGAAAUUACGGUUGCUUUUUAUUUCCCAUCAUGUAAUAUUAACACGACGAUGACAAAAUCUUUCAAUCGGUGUGUUUGCGUGGGAGCUUGACUUUUGUUUUCUACCCUUGCUUGAUGCGACUUCACUUCUGCCUGUGACACAAUGUACACAAGCUUGAAUUAUUGAGCAUAUUUGUUUUAGGCAUUUUGUAAACACAAGUCAGCACUGACCAUCAGUCCUGAUAAGGAUAAAUGAAUUAACUAAACAGAAAUGGGACUACAGAAAUCAAAAAACGUUGAGACCGUAUGUGUCCUCGACUCCUCGCGUGUCCUUGCCCUUUUUAUAAAAUAUCUUGCUGGUUACUCACUGGGUUUUAGAAGUUCAAAUCCGAUUCAUUGUUCAGUUUUAAGCAAUGUGUAAAGUUUGUGCAAUAACCUUUCAAGAGCUGGUUAUUACUGUUUGAAUUAAUUUUUGUUGUAUGUGUAUGAGUACAUUGUACAUUGCUGUAGGAGUCCCUAAAAGGUCAGAAUUCAUAUCUUUAAAAGGGUUAAAUCGUCUAAACCUUAUACAGUAUAAAGGUUCGGAUGUUCAGACCUGCUGAGCAGAUUCUCAGUUCUCUGUAUUUACAGAUUUAAAAAACUCAUAGAGCUCGGCUUUUUCCAUGAUCUACUUUGAUCGCCUGAAACCGUCAUUGCCUUCAGAUCCCACUCAGCAGAAUGUGACUUAAGUUAUCCUUAGAAGUCUCUCUCUCUCUCUCUUCGCUUGUUGUUAAAUUAGGAUUUAGAAGCCGUUGUGCCAAUACUUCAGUGUUUUGUUUUUCCUAGUGAUUAAGCAAUGUUGAUAUUACAUUUGUACGUAUGAUUUGGGGCCAUUCAAAAGUUUUGACUGGUUUUGGUGUGAUGUGGCCCGAUGAUUAAAGUUCAGAUAAUCUGAAGGGAUCUGACAAAAUUUUGUAUAGUUUGGUAUAAAAAUAAAGAUAAAGACGACACAAAAAAAUAUUCAUUUUUUAUUUUUAUUAGUGCUUGUUUCUUUUCAUGUAAUAAUUUUAAAGGCGGGGUGUCCGAUUUCCGAAUUACGCUUGUUUAGACAAAGUCGGGCCGAGUACCAAAACAACCUUGUAGCCAAUCAGCAGUAAGGUCCACAGUGCACAGGACGGACAUUAGUCGAGCCGAGCGCUGACGAAAGCGAAAGAUGGGGGUAGGGGUGUGUCUGUUUUGGUGAUUUGAACAUCAACAACGGCUAUGAGAAAUCGGACACCCCGCCUUUAAGUCAUCUGGAAGCCCCUUGGAAGUUUGUUGAGGUUCCCUCAUGGGAAUUGUUCUGCACAAUAAGUUUGAUGUAUUAUUACUAUUUACAGGCAUAAUCAAUUCACAUCUUGUGAAGAAGUAAACGGGACAAGACUGCCUUACAAGACCAAAAUAGCCUCCUACUAUAUAUAAACAAUUUGUUACGACUGUCGUGUACUGUAUUCAACAGCACAUUUUUCAGCCUGACCUCCUCUGGUGUUGAAUCGUAUGUUUGUGUAUCGUGUCUUAUGAUUGCGGCGUGUGUGUGAAGAUUCCCGUGGUGCCGGCCGUUCACCCUCCCCAGCCCGUGGCCUCAUUAACUGUUCCCCGUCACCUCUUCCCACGCGCUCCCUCAUGAACGCAUAAUUACGCCCCCGACCCGUGCUAAUGAUUGAUUUCUUUACCAGGUGCCUAGCGUUGUAGUCCCGGUCCUUGCCCCAGUGUAAAUUUGCCAAGGCUGCGAAAGGUCUUUAAGGUUCAUAUUCAUCUUUUCUGCACGAAUCUGAAGAGUCUUAUUCCUUGUCUUUAUUUCAAUGUCACUGGAUUAUUUUUUAAGGUGAUGUGGGUUUUUUUCAGAAUUGCAGUACUGUAUGCCAUAUCCUAACUGUUAAUGACGAUUAAAGCCCCAGUGAAAUCAAUAUGAAAGUUUUUUCCUUUCAUUAAAAUAAGUUGGUCUUAAGGACGUCAAUAAACGUAUAUGCUCCCACGUGCUGACAAAAUU
This is a messenger RNA of Triplophysa rosa, 3408 nucleotides long. RefSeq names its product mediator complex subunit 27 (gene med27). Gene Ontology annotation, biological process: regulation of transcription by RNA polymerase II. The record is from RefSeq and is a predicted model, not a curated record. The transcript is spliced from 8 exons. NCBI's taxonomy places the organism in Eukaryota, Metazoa, Chordata, Actinopteri, Cypriniformes, Nemacheilidae. Gene Ontology annotation, cellular component: mediator complex. Gene Ontology annotation, molecular function: transcription coactivator activity. Bases 20 to 955 code for a protein of 311 amino acids.